CAGCUCUAGCGCCUUUGUGUGGAGGAGUGCGGCGCUGCUGUUUAAACACACACGCAGGGGAGCCAGGCAGCUAACCAUGGUGAAUGUAAAGAAACGGAAAGGUCGGGUCGUGAUUGACUCUGACUCGGAGGAUAGUGCUAGCGAUGAUAAUUUGGAUCAGGAGCUGCUGUCUCUUGCCAAGAGAAAGCGUGUGGAUUCUGAUGAGCAGGAAGAGCCUGUUAGUAAACCUGCCGCCUCCACAGACUCUGAGACAUCAGACAGUGAUGAUGAGUGGACUGUCGGAGGCACUAAAACCAAAAAGAAAGGGAAGCCUAGCAAAGGGCCCGAAAAGAAGAACACAGUCAAGAAAAGAAAGGGCAAGGCGGCUUCAUCCGGCAGCUCAAAUGGAAACAGUUCAGCAGAGAGCUCAGCUCCAGAGGAGGGUGAGGUGUCGGACUCUGACAGUAACAGCUCAUCCUCCAGCUCUGAUUCUGACUCGUCAUCAGAGGAUGAGGUUUUCCGGGACGGUUAUGGAGACGAUCUAAUGGGGGAUGAGGAGGACAGGGCCCGAUUGGAGCAGAUGACGGAAAAAGAAAGAGAACAGGAGCUGUUUAACCGUAUAGAGAAGAGAGAAGUCCUCAAGAGGAGGUUUGAAAUCAAGCAAAAACUGAAAACGGCAAAGAAGAAGGAAAAGGAAGAAAAGAAGAAGAAACAGGAGGAGGAGCAAGAGAAGAGAAAACUGUCUCAGGUCCCUGACACUCAGGUGGUGAUGUCCCAUAACAAAGAGAGACGGAUCAAGAGAGAUGAGAAGCUGGACAAGAAGUCACAGGCCAUGGAAGAGCUGAAAGCAGAAAGAGAGAAGAGGAAAAACAGAACCGCUGAGCUCCUUGCCAAAAGGCAGCCACUGAAGACAAGUGAGGUCUACUCGGAUGAUGAAGAGGAGGAGGAUGAUGAUGAUGACAAGUCUUCAGUAAAGAGUGACCGCAGCUCAAGGUCAUCAUCUUUUGAUGACGAGGAGGAGAAAGAAGAGGCUCCGCCCAAGUCCCAGCCAGUAUCAUUACCAGAUGAGCUGAAUCGGAUCCGGCUGUCCCGGCACAAGUUAGAGCGCUGGUGUCACAUGCCAUUCUUUGCUAAAACUGUCACUGGUUGUUUUGUUCGAAUUGGCAUUGGAAACAGCAGCAGCAAGCCUGUUUAUCGGGUGGCUGAAAUCAUUGAUGUGGUGGAGACGGCUAAAAUUUAUCAGUUGGGGUCCACACGGACAAAUAAAGGCCUUCAGCUCCGACAUGGAAAUGACACGCGAGUCUUCAGACUUGAGUUUGUGUCCAAUCAGGAGUUCACUGAAAGCGAAUUCAUGAAAUGGAAAGAGGCGAUGAUAUCAGCUGGAAUGCAGUUUCCUACUCUGGAUGAGAUCGGCAAAAAAGAGCAGUCCAUCAAAGAGGCGGUCAACUACAAAUUCAAUGACAAAGACAUUGAGGAUAUUGUCAAAGAAAAAGACAGAUUCCGAAAGGCUCCACCAAACUACGCCAUGAAGAAAACGCAGCUUUUUAAAGAGAAGGCCAUGGCUGAGGAGAGUGGUGAUGGAGAGAAGGUAAAAGUACUGCAAGAUCAGUUGAAUGAGCUGGAGGAGAGGGCAGAAGCACUUGACCGACAGAGAACCAAAAAUAUCUCUGCCAUCAGCUAUAUCAACCAGAGGAAUAGGAGUUGGAACAUUGUGGAGUCUGAGAAGGCAUUGGUGGCAGAGGGUCAGAACUCGAAGAACCAGCAGAUGGAUCCGUUCACCAGGCGGCAGUGUAAACCAACUAUGGUGUCCAAUGCGAGAGAUCCCUCAGUCCAUGCCGCGAUUUUGGCUCAUCUCAACCAGAAGUACGGUUCCGGCUCAGGCCAAGACAACAGCCAGCAGGCUAAUAAACAGGGCCAGCCUAGCCAGAAAGACAAAGACGUUACCAAGCCAAACAGUGACCUCUCAGAGGACCUUUUUAAAGUUCAUGACUUUGAUGUUAAAAUUGACCUGCAGGUUCCUAAUGCUGAAGCAAAGUCUUUGGCGGUGAGUUCGAAUGCAUUACCUGUUAAAGAUGGGGCACCACGCCGAUCUCUCAACCUGGAGGACUACAAGAAGAGACGAGGACUCAUCUGACUUACGUUUUUUUUAUCCUCUCCUGCAUGAUUGGACACCUGUGCCGGGGGUCUACAGCUGCGGCCACCCCUGUGUGUGUGUGUGUGUGUGUGUGUAUGGGAAAGUGUGUGUGAGUGUGUUUGGGAA
This is a messenger RNA of Sinocyclocheilus grahami, 2239 nucleotides long. It is a transcript of the gene rtf1, whose product is annotated as RTF1 homolog, Paf1/RNA polymerase II complex component. The record is from RefSeq and is a predicted model, not a curated record. The transcript is spliced from 18 exons. Gene Ontology annotation, cellular component: Cdc73/Paf1 complex. Gene Ontology annotation, molecular function: RNA polymerase II C-terminal domain phosphoserine binding; DNA binding. NCBI's taxonomy places the organism in Eukaryota, Metazoa, Chordata, Actinopteri, Cypriniformes, Cyprinidae. The coding region runs from base 77 to 2113 and encodes 678 amino acids.